Nannizzia gypsea CBS 118893 is the source of this 3573-nucleotide messenger RNA. Its product is annotated as cell division control protein 25. The transcript has 2 exons. Gene Ontology annotation, molecular function: protein binding; guanyl-nucleotide exchange factor activity. Gene Ontology annotation, cellular component: plasma membrane. Gene Ontology annotation, biological process: positive regulation of GTPase activity; Ras protein signal transduction. Lineage: Eukaryota; Fungi; Ascomycota; Eurotiomycetes; Onygenales; Arthrodermataceae. The coding region runs from base 1 to 3573 and encodes 1190 amino acids. The record is from RefSeq and is a predicted model, not a curated record.
AUGGAAUCGAACGCCGAAUAUGUUGCGCCCCUAAACCUCGCUACUACUUCAGCAACAAUAGCAACAGCAAUAACAACAACGGCCACAGCUGCUUCUGCUGUCCAGGACGAUGCAGGAUCACAGGCCGUGGCCACAAGCAACAGACUGAUAACCGCUUUGAAAGCUCAGCUCCGAAUGACGCCGCCGCUGACGCCGCAUAGCUCGCGAGAAGAGAUGGUCGACCGAAGCGACCAGGGACGGUCCCUGUUCCACAACUACCUGAGGGCCUUCUACCCCUUUCACCCAGACGGGCCGGUCUCCUCGUCGACCGUGACUCUACCGCUGGACCAGGGAGAUGUUAUCCUCGUCCAUUCUGUACACACCAACGGCUGGGCUGAUGGUACAUUGCUAGAGACCGGCGCCAGAGGAUGGCUGCCAACCAACUACUGCGAGGCCUACGACCCUCAGCAGAUGCACCCGCUGCUAAAGGCCCUGAUGGACUUCUGGGAUGUCAUCAGGGGAGGCAACGGAUCUACCCUCCACCAGUUCUCAAACCAGGAUUACAUGAGAGGCAUGAUUGCUGGUGUUCGAUUCCUCCUGGAGAAAUCAGAGUGUCUGACGAGAGACUGCCGGCUAGUGAAGAGAGUUGACGGAUUACGGCGGAACAGGAAAGCUCUUCUCUCGGAUCUAUCAUCACUCGUCAAGCUGGCGAAGCAAUUGCAGGACAUUGCAAACGGACGACACUUUGAGACCUGUCUGGACAACAUCUUUGAUUUGAUGCUGCUUAAAGCAUUCCGCAUCGUCACCAGAGGAGUUCGAUUUUUGGACGUCUGGAGUGAGGAAGUCGGGCUCGUAAGGGCGCUGGACCAUCUAGACAACAAUAUGAACUCGUCGAAUACAAUGGACAUGUUCAAGGGGCCUCUCACUCCGCCAGUCGAUGGCUCGUUCAACUUUUCGUCACAACACGCAACCAGCUCUAUCGGUACUCCAAACUCCUCCAGCAGCUGGAGAGGCAGCCUCGGUGACCGCAGCUUGCUCAACUCUACAACCCUCAGCCAGAAAUCCGGCCGCGACACACCACAACGUCCCGCAUCUGUCAGAAUAAAACGACCCUCGCUAUCUCACAGAAUUUCAUAUAGCGGCCACACCACCAAGAACCCCAACCUAGCCUCGGGACGAUUAACCGCUGCUCAUGACGAGUUCCUGGGCGUUCUUGGAUCCUUUAUUGGCCUACAUCUACAGUCACCCUCAUCAACAGAACUGAUAGUCACAACACAAGAAGCUGUUCAGUCCUGUAAGACACUGCUAUCAGUCGUCGAAGAAGUCUGGGAGCGUGACCUACACCGGUCUUUCUUAUUAGAGAGAUCAAAGAAUACCAUGUAUGACCGGAUCGCCGAGCUCGUCAACGCUACCCAGAACACAUUUCGCACCCCAACAAACCCAGAUGAUGAGACGAUCUUCGUUCCAGGGGACGGAAAGCGGCUAGUAGAUGCCGCUACCGACUGUGUACGCGGCGCCGGAGAUUGUGUCUCAAGAGCCAGAACAGUCUUAGAGCAGAUUGGGGACUUCGAGCUGGAGAAUAUUGGCCUGGGGAUUACCAUGCCCAGCACGGAGGAUAUAACAACACCAACCAACCGCAAGAUAUUACCAGAAAUAACUGACGAUACCUCGACCGCAAUUGCAAAUACGGACGAUGAAUUGUCCAUGCGGCCUCUGCCCCUUCAAAUCCCCGACGGAUCCGUCUCAUCGAUAUCCCUGACACCAUCAUCAUUCACUGACGCUUCGACUCUCCGCACUCCAACAUCACCCUUUGAUGAAUCUUUCAGUUCCACCUUCACCGCAUUCACUGAUUUCAGUGAUCCAUUCACUUCAAAUUCCGAGCACGACAUCUCUAAAUCAUUCCACGCAUACUCUCCGACCAAAACUACUGGUGAUGAUGUGCCCUGGCAGCAGGACUCAGCCAUCUACAUACCACUCCCCCCUGACGACGACAUGGAUCUUACACUUGAGCCAACUGAAACAGAAAGCACAUUGGUUGCCGAAACUCCGACGCGUCCAUCGUCACCGGCCAGUCUUAGUUCUUCUAAAUCCCCUGUGAAGGAGGACUCGCAAACCGAGGUAGGGUCAACUUCAUCCGAUGGAGAUGAGGACAGUCUAUUGGAGACCACAUACGCCCACGAGCUCAUGUUCAAGGACGGCCAGGUGACCGGUGGCAGCCUCCGCGCUCUGGUUGAGAAGCUAACUUGUCAUGAAUCAACACCCGACGCACUCUUUGUUUCAACUUUCUAUCUCACAUUCCGACACUUCACUACCCCGGUUGAAUUUGCUGAAACCUUGAUCGACCGCUACGACUAUAUCGGCGAAACCCCCAGAGCUGGAGGGCCAGUCCGCCUGCGUGUUUACAACGUCUUCAAGGGAUGGCUCGAGGCCCAUUGGAGACAUGAUGUUGAUGACAUCGCUCUGCCAUCCAUCCUUAAUUUCGCCAGAACCAAACUUAUAAUCACAUUACCUACCGCCGGUAAGCGCUUGAUUGAUCUGGUCGAAAAGGUUUCCUCCUUACAUGGACCAGUUGUCCCACGCCUGAUAUCCUCGGUUGGGAAGACAAAUACCUCCAUUGCUCAAUAUGUCAGCCCAGAUCAGCCUCUACCUCAAUCCAAUAUCACUAAGAGUCAGCUCAAUCUCCUAAAGCAGUGGAAGAGCGGCGGUGCCAACAUCAGCAUCCUCGACUUUGACCCUCUUGAGAUUGCCCGCCAAAUUACAAUCAAGGAAUCUCAGAUUUUCUGCUCUAUUCUCCCAGAAGAGCUUCUUUCCACGGAAUGGAUGAAGAAGACUGGCUCUUUGGCCGUCAAUGUCCGGGCCAUGUCUACUCUCUCCACGGACAUUGCCAACCUGGUCGCCGACUCUAUCUUGCAGUUGGAGGAACCCAAGAAGCGAGCAGUGAUUGUCAAGCGUUGGGUCAAGAUCGCCUCCAAGUGCCUUGAACUCAACAACUAUGAUACCCUCAUGGCCAUCAUUUGCUCUCUCAACUCGUCCACCAUCUCUCGCCUCAAGCGUACAUGGGAGAUUGUCCCCAUCAAGACGAAGAAUCUUUUGGAAAGUCUCCGGGAGAUCGUCGAUGUAUCCCGCAACUACGCCGUCCUCCGACAAAGACUCCAAAACCAUGUACCGCCAUGCUUGCCAUUUGUCGGAACAUACCUCACUGACCUAACCUUUGUCGACCACGGCAACCACGACACCCGUACUCUAGCCGGUGACGAGAGCUCCAUCGAGGUCAUCAACUUUGACAAGCACAUGAAAACCGCCAAAAUCAUUAGUGAGCUCCAACGAUUCCAGAUCCCCUACCGACUCCGCGAGGUCCCCGAGCUCCAGACAUGGAUACAAGACCAGCUCGUCCGUGUUCGCUCUGCCGGCGAUAAAAGCUUCCAGCAAUACUACCGACGAUCUCUCGUUCUGGAGCCCCGGGAGCGCGCAGUAACACCCCGCGGAUCUCCAACCGAACCCAGUCCGUCCCUGUUCGCUAAGGAAAAUACGAAGGAAAAGUUCGACUUUCUAGCCUGGACUCAUAGCUCCAAACUCAAAGUCCCAGCUGCGUGA